AAAAGAAAGAGGACACAGUUGAUAAGCCCCACAGAACCUUCUGGAUUCGCUCGGAUCACUGCUAGAAGAUUAAUAACCAAAACAAUAUAUAACAAACAGAAUGAAGGGAGCUAAAGAGCAGGCUAACAUCACAAUCACUAUGGCUGAUGGUGUAUUUGGGUACCCUUUUAGGCGCCUCUUCUGGAGCCCUCCGAUCUUCCGAGAAUGGUCUGGAUCAACGGCCCUCAUGGACUGGCUCGAAUCUCCUACUGCCCACAUCUUCAAGAUUAACGUCCCAGGUUUCAGCAAAGACGAUAUAAAGGUACAGAUAGAGGAUGGUAACAUUUUGCACAUAAAAGGAGAAGGUGGGAAAGAGGAGCCCCAUGCAAAAGAUACCGUUUGGCACGUGGCUGAGAGAGGCACCGGAAAAGGAGGAUUUUCUCGGGAAAUUGAGCUGCCGGAGAAUGUAAAGGCGGAUCAGAUUAAGGCCCAGGUGGAGAAUGGCGUUCUGACUAUUAUUGUCCCAAAAGAUGCAACCCAGAAGUCGUCGAGAGUUAGAAACAUCAACAUCACUAGCAAGCUCUGAACUCCCAAGACUCGAACUUAGCAUGAGCAUAAAAGAUUGUUUGAGAAUAAUAGUAGAUGAUGUAAAUUGUAAAAUGUAAGCGAUUCCGUGUGUACUGAAGUUGAUUUCCUGGCAGAAUAAUGUGCUUGCGGGCCAAUAUUUGAA
Alnus glutinosa is the source of this 709-nucleotide messenger RNA. Its product is annotated as 15.7 kDa heat shock protein, peroxisomal. The coding region runs from base 101 to 565 and encodes 154 amino acids. The transcript is spliced from 2 exons. Gene Ontology annotation, biological process: response to salt stress; response to heat; response to hydrogen peroxide. The record is from RefSeq and is a predicted model, not a curated record. NCBI's taxonomy places the organism in Eukaryota, Viridiplantae, Streptophyta, Magnoliopsida, Fagales, Betulaceae.